CGGGUGUUUUAAAAGAGGGCGAGCCGUGGCUGUUCAGUCACAGCACUCGGGAAAUACUACUGAGAGAAAGCAAGGACCAAAGUCAAACCAUGAACGUCCUGAAAGAGGGGGUGGCAGCGUUGAUCCUGUUGCCCCGGUUUUUGGUGACCGCCCUUUUUCUCUGUCUCCUUGAUAUCUUGUGCAUCCGUAAACGGCUGUUAUCCAGCGAACAGAGCGAAGGAAAUGCCGACGACCCUCCCCUGUGCGUCUCGGACACAAACCGAAUGUUUACUCUCGAAUCUCUCAAAGCGAUCUGGCACGGCCAGAAGCUGGACUUCUUCAAAUCCGCCCACGUGGGCUCACCGGCUCCAAACCCCGAGGUGGUGGAACUGCGAGAACACCGGAGGGUUCGGCUGCUCGAUUACAGCCGAGGUGCGAGGCCCCUGGUUCUCAACUUUGGGAGCUGCACUUGACCCCCAUUCAUGGCGCGCCUCAAGGCGUUCCAGCGGGUAGCCACCCAGCAUGCAGACAUUGCAGACUUUCUCCUGGUCUACAUUGAGGAAGCCCACCCUUCAGACGGCUGGAUCAGUACCGAUGCCCCUUAUGAUAUCCCAAAGCACCGUUGCAUGGAAGACCGUCUGAAAGCGGCCAAUCUGAUGGAGGAGGAGAGCCCCGGCUGCCUUGUAGUGGCAGACGGCAUGGACAAUUCUUCCAACGCUGCCUACGGCGCUUACUUUGAAAGGCUCUACGUCCUUCAAAAUCAGAAAGUGGUGUAUCAAGGAGGGAGGGGGCCGGAGGGUUAUAAGAUCUCGGAACUCAGAUUAUGGCUCGACCAGUACAGAAAACAGAGUUACAAUUCCAGCACUGUCACAAUUGAAGUAUGAAUGAAAUAAGUGCACUGAACUCCUACAAAGGCUUAAUAUAUUUCGAGUACGACUCGUCCUUCGUUCUGCAUGCCGAAGUGUUUGUUGCUGAACGAAUUCGUGAAAUCCACAGUGACUUGCAAUGUACUGUUAAUGUGACUUUAUUCUCUGAUCAUGUUUAAUGUAUCUGUGUAAAUAUACUUAAAUACUAUAUAUUUUGGGUUUUUUUACAGUUUCUUUCGUUUUACUUGAAAAGCUAGUUGAAUGAAAAUUGGAAUUCAUAGAUAUUCUUGGCACUUUUUUGUGAAAGCCGGUUUUGAAAUGGCUUUUUGCUUGGAAACCGCGCCUGAUGUGACAAGUGCUCGGGAUACGGUGCGCAAAGUUUGUGAGACCACUACUGUAACGAGGCUGUUGACAGAAAUGUUUCGAAAUCGUGGUCUUUUAUGAGAAAAGAUCUUUGAACAAAACAUUUUUAUUACAUUUUAUAAUAAAUAUUUAAAAAUAAAA
Messenger RNA from Pristis pectinata (smalltooth sawfish), 1349 nucleotides. RefSeq names its product iodothyronine deiodinase 3a (gene dio3a). The transcript has a single exon. The record is from RefSeq and is a predicted model, not a curated record. Gene Ontology annotation, molecular function: thyroxine 5'-deiodinase activity. Lineage: Eukaryota; Metazoa; Chordata; Chondrichthyes; Rhinopristiformes; Pristidae.